CCAAUCAGAUUUCGCAAAAACCACUAUGCACCUGUCGAGUGUAUGAUAAAUGUUUCCCCCUCUUCUUUCUAGUUGUAAAAGAUGGGUCUUCAAGGCAACAACCCUGGUACCUACUUUGCAUUCUCUAUGAUUGUCAUUCUCUCGUUUCUCGGAAACAUGUUGGUACUUGGUGUAAUGAUCACCAAACGGGACAACCUGAAAAAGCCUUACAACAUUUUCAUCUGCAGUCUGGCAUGUACAGAUAUCAUUACCGUCAUCUUCUUAAUAUUCAGUCGGUAUCUUUACCUUCCUGAUAUGCCGGAGAACGAGUUCGCCGCCACACUGUUCUGUAGUACUAUCUGGAACGCGUGCAUCCUAUUUGGUCUCGGUUAUGUUUCCAUCUACACUUGUCUUGUUCUCACGAUUGAACGAUGGUUGGCGAUCGUGAAGCCGAACACUUACCGAAAAACGAAGCCAAGGCAUGCUGUUGCUGUGGUUGCCACUGUGUGGUUCUGGGGACUGCUUGUUCAGGCUACAACACUCUUUCGAGGCAAAGCUGAUUUUGAAAAAGGUUUGAAUCGUUUUUGUAUUCCAUAUGCCGUGGGCAGGGAACAUUGGAUCUGAUCUAAAACUCCACACGAGUCAGAACACGAGUGAACACGAGUGAACACGAGUGAACACGAAUGAACACGAGUGAACACGAAUGGAACACGAGUGAACACGAAUGGAACACGAGUGAACACGAAUGGAACACGAGUGAACACGAAUGAAAUACAAGUCUUAAACGGCUAAUAACCCUAAAUACGACUUAUUAUUAAUAUGCCAAUAAUACGAACACUACGAACAAAGUAAAAUUGAUUCUUGCGGGUAUUCUGAUGUUAUGCAUGGCAGUGCAGUAGCAAGCUGUUGAGAGUGGACUGCAAAAGGAUAUGUGGGGGCGGGUGGGGGGGAGAAGGAGGGCAAUUCAAAACCCCUGAGAUAAUAUAUAUAAAAACUAUACGCAAUGGUUUAUUUUCCAUAUUUGAACUGUAUCAAACAUCAGUUGCAAAAAAAAAACACAUUAACGUGUCCAGGGUAGUACGGCUGGGGGGAGGCGGGGUUGGGGGGGGGGGAGUUUAGGGAAAAAACAUUUUUGGACAUACCAUUUUUCACUAACUUACCGAAAUUUGUACAAUUUUCAGUAAUAUCUUCGUAAAUUUAUCUAAAUUUAUCCUACAAUUGUCACUUUUCCAAAAAUUAUUUGUUAAGUUACAUUUUUUUGCCCGACGAGCGUGUCGUUAAAAUUGCCCCAGAGUUACGCCCCUGAACGUGUCUUAAUAUUAAUCAAUAAUAUUAAUAUAGUAAGUGUCCUGGCACUCCAAUUGGAAGUUCUAAAAUAUGAAGCGACCACAGGGCCGUAGCUAGCAUGUAUAGUGGGGGUGGGGGGAGGGGGGGAGGGAUCUCGGGAAAAAUUUCCGAAAGACGAAAAAAGUUUCGAAUCUUUCAUUGCAUACGACGUCCCGAAGAUGUUUGCUAUUCGGAAAAUGAAGACGCAAUAAAUUAUAAAUAUAUUAAAGCCGUUUUUUAUUAGACGCACCAGAAGGAAUAUUAAUGUAUCAUAAUUGAGAGAAUUGAGUCAAUUAUUGACCAAAUACAAACAAAAAUACACAUAUUUUUACGCAUAUUAUAGAAGUGAUAAACCGAAAAACAUUCACCGAUUUACGAUUUGUAAAUUGUUAUGCGUGUAAAUGCCAUAAUUCGAUCAGUUUAUACUGACAAUACAAUUCUAUAAUAUUUUCUCCGUUUAACAACUAAAAUUUCGUUAUACUAUUAUUGCCGUAAUUUUCCGAAUGGCCAACCCGAUUUUCCUAAUAUGUUAAUUCUAAAAAAGUUGGGGGGGGGGCAGGUUAAACAAACCCCAACCCUCCCUCGCUACGGCCCGGAGCGAAAAACAACAUGAAAAUGAAUGCCUAUUGCAUUUCAUUAAAGAAAUAAACUACAGAUAAUUCAAAAAAGGUUGUCCAUGGCAAACCUUGAACUCUAGAUCUUAAACCUUAAACUCUAAGCGUGCAAAGCAUAAUGGGAGCAUCAUUUAAUCAGUUACAAUCUCGUGCACAGAGCCCGAGUACGUCAUCUUCCAAGUAUAUUGUGGAUUCACUCGUGUUCCAUUGGUGUUCACUCGUGUUCACUCGUGUUCCAUUCGUGUUCCAUUCGUGUUCACUCGUGUUCACUCGUGUUCAUUCGUGUUCACUCGUAUUCACUUGUGUUCACUCGUGUUCUGACUCGUGUGGAGUUUUAGAUCAGAUCGGAACGAUCGUUUCCUAGCCAUGUUUCCCGAAGGUGGGCAAACCAGGAAACAUUGUUUCCUAGCCAUGUUUCUCAAAGGUAGACGAAACAGAAAACAUUGUUUCCUUGCUAAGUUUCCCAAAGGUGGGAAAAUCAGGGAACAUUGUUUCCUUGCUAAGUUUCCCAAAGGUGGGCAAAUCAGAAAACAUUGUUUCCUAGCCAUGUUUCUCAAAGGUAGACGAAACAGAAAACAUUGUUUCCUAGCCAUGUUUCCUGGACAUGUUUCUCGAAGGUUGGCAAACCAGGAAACAUUGUUCUUCAGUCGUGUUCCUCCAAGAUGAGCGACUAUUUCUGAAUUUGUAUCUCUUGGCUUGUUUUGGUAAAACACUGGCCCGUUUAUUUAUUAUUUCAAAGCAUUUUCUAAUCGACCAGAUGUUUCUUAUAGGCACAUGCAAGUGGGUGAAGCUGAGUAUCGGUGAAGGACCGUUCCCGUACAUUGAUAUGACGUUACAAUGCAUCAUUCCUUUCUCAGCCAUGGUUGGCCUGUACUCUCACAUGCUCUACAAAGUGAAGAAAAUGCCGUAUCUUCUACAAGGUCGUGGUGCAGUCAUUACAAAGCGAAUCACCAUCCUUGCUCUGGCUGCCUCGUCUGCUCUCAUCAUUGGUUGGCUACCGAGUCGUAUCAGUUUCAUGUUGAGUAAACUAAACCUCAACGAUGCUAACGGUCUUGUUCAUUUCUGGCUUGUCGUUUUCUCUUUCGCCAACUCUUUUGUCAACCCAAUUCUGUACGGCGUCUACAGUUCCGAGUUCCGCAAUGAUUACAAAGCGCUGCUGAGCAAGAUCUUGUGCCUCAGAGGUGCUCGGGUCUCGCCUGGUGAAGAAAUGUCGCAAACGGAUACCGUGAAUUGUGUGACCGUGGGUGAAGCGAAGGAAUCUGAGAAAGCGGAUGUCUCACAAGCUAUUUCUGCAUAAAAUAAAAUAGAAUACAGGGAACAUUUAAUAUCUUCCCUUAUGUGGGUUUUAACAUAGUCUAUCAAGAUAUGAUGAUGUGGAAACUAAAAGAAGUCAUUGUAUUAUGUUUUUGUCUGAGUUUAUGCUAAUUUGUGCAGGGUCACGAUGAUUGAGCUCAUUGUAUUUUUGUAUAAUGACGUAAUCGUCCAAUAGGGAUAGCUGAGAUGAAACGUGCAACCACGAUGAAUAAUAUUUAAUGAAGUUGAGACAAAGGAUUUGUGCACGGUGACGUACAGUUCAACAUCAAACAAAGGACUUCUAUUUUGUGGCUUUGAAGUUUGCCGGGCUUCCAAGACCAUCAUAUCUUGACAGACUAUGCUUUUGGUCAAUCAGCAGCUAUCAGAGUGAAAAAAUAAUGUCAAUUCGUUUAAUUAUAUCCCAAGUAGUGAAGAGAAAGAUUUACGCCCGUAUUCUAAAAGCUCAUUCACACUCAAUGAGUAUAGCGGUUAAAUAUGAGCUUCUCUUGAGUGCCGGUGCUGUUUUUGAAUAGCUGGAGGGUUAGUGUCGUACCUAAUUACUAUGUGACUACUCACCCUCCAGCUAUUCAAAAGCAGCAUUGACACUCAAGAAAAGAUUGAACCUCCACUCAUUGAGUGUGAGUGAGCUUUUAGAAUGCGGGCGUAAGUUUAAUUUUAUUGCUCAACAAAGCUUUACACUGAACGGCCCACUAUAGAAAAUGUUGUUUUUUCGUAAAUUCUUGCUUGGUUUGAAAGUUUGUCUGGCAAUAUUUUAAUAAUUAUUUAAGAGAAUUAUGUAUAUAAAUUUAAACAUUAAUGUUGUGUUGGACUGAUAAAUAAUUAUGAGCGUGGAAUGUAAUUAGUAACGAUGCAAUUUAUGCUGAUCAAUAAAACAUAAAGUUCUAGAGCCA
Paramuricea clavata is the source of this 4123-nucleotide messenger RNA. The record is from the annotation of a GenBank genome assembly. NCBI's taxonomy places the organism in Eukaryota, Metazoa, Cnidaria, Anthozoa, Malacalcyonacea, Plexauridae.